Molecule: messenger RNA, 612 nt
Organism: Ostrea edulis (European flat oyster)
Lineage: Eukaryota; Metazoa; Mollusca; Bivalvia; Ostreida; Ostreidae
Product: 28S ribosomal protein S21, mitochondrial-like
Exons: 2
Coding region: 75-335 (86 amino acids)
Biological process (GO): translation
Cellular component (GO): ribosome
Molecular function (GO): structural constituent of ribosome
Source: RefSeq, a predicted model, not a curated record
ACGCGAUAUAUAUUCAAAGGCCAAACUUGGACUCCCAGUCACAUAUUAGUAUGACCCGUAUAUGAAGUCGCAUCAUGUCAAGACAUUUUCGGUUUAUCUCUCGUACUGUUUUCGUAAAAAACAACAACUUUGAAAGUGCGUUGACGAAUCUAAACAGGAUAACAAGAAAUGAUAAAAUAGCAGCAGCGAUACGUAGAAAUGAGUACUACAUCAAGCCAUGUGAAAGACGAAAACAAGUCGACCUAGAAAGAGCCAAAAGAAUGUAUGGUGCUGGUAUGGCAAAAAAAGUCAACUUUUUAAUGCGGAAAAGUCGCCCUAAUCCUUUCCCAAGAUGACGAAUAUGGAGUUUUAAUUGUCUUUUUGAAUGGAAAAGUUUAUUUCACUGGAGAGUGAUAGUUCUUUUCAUAACUUUUUGACACAGAAUCCAAAUAAUAAACAAAAUGGCUACAUCAAAGUGUGAAGAGAAUAUUCUGUGCUUGUCAGACACGGGGCAAGCUCAUUAUGUAUAAUAUGUAUGUUGUUUCUCUAGCUCCUUGUGAUUUGUAAAAAAAAAAAAAAAAAAAAAAAAAAAAAAAAAAAAAAAAAAAAUGCAUUUAAAGGUCUUGAAAUGUA